UUUUUAAUUUGUAAAACAGUCAUGGUGAUGUCUAUCCUAGGGAGUUAGUUGUUGGAAAGGAUUCAGUGAGCUAAUCGCACCUGGUGAGUGCUCAGUAAACACUUUCUACUGUUGCUAAGCAUUAACAAAGGUACAUUGUAGCUCAUAGGAAGGGAGCCUGCCCAGGAUGGGGCAGAGGGAAGGGGGAGAUGAGAAAUGGGAGAAUGGGGGAUCGAGGGCGCAGGUGAGGAUGGCCAGUCUUUCAGGCCAAGAGAGCAGCUUGUGCAGAGGCCUGGAAGCAGAGCUGUGGAGCUGUGCAAGUGGAGGGCGGGAGGUGAGGGGUGGAGUGGGUUAGGAGAGGCUGGGGAGGCUGCCUGUGGUGCGGUUGAACACCCGGGAUUUGGGAGUAGGGUAGGGGCAGCCACACGAUGACAAUCUCUCCCGCCCCAGCCCUGCAGCUGACCAGUGACAGCAAGACCUUCUGGAGGGUGGAAGAGGAGCUGAGCUGGUCUGAGGCCCUGGAGUGCUGCCGGCAGCACCGCACAGACCUGGCCGACCUGCAGAGCAUGAGCGACUGGAGCAACAUCAAGACCCUCUAUUCCCUUACCAGCAGCACCGCGGCCUGGAUCGGCCUCUUCUUCCACGUGCGCCUUGGGGGCCUGAGAUGGUCCAGCGGCUCCACCUUCAGCGUGCCAGUGUGGAGCUCCGCCGUCUUCGAGGAGGGUCUCUGUGCCACUCUGUAUUCAAUAGCCAUUUUCCCCAGCCUGGGGGCCGCCUCGUGCACUGCUCAGAAGCCCUUCAUCUGCUACUACGGUGUGUUCAGAGUCAUAUUCUGGGCCUGGUCUUCCUCCUAG
This is a messenger RNA of Aethalodelphis obliquidens (Pacific white-sided dolphin), 833 nucleotides long. It is a transcript of the gene CLEC20A, whose product is annotated as C-type lectin domain containing 20A. The record is from RefSeq and is a predicted model, not a curated record. NCBI's taxonomy places the organism in Eukaryota, Metazoa, Chordata, Mammalia, Artiodactyla, Delphinidae.